AUGAGCGACGUACCUGAAGCAGCAGCUUCUCUCUUUGGCUCAGCGGAAGAGUCUGCGGACCCCUUUGCAGUCAUCGGCACCGACGCCAGCGCUGAAGGGAACGACUCGGCACCCAAUGACCUCUUCCCGGACGACCAAUCGAAUUUCUUGGAUUCGACACCUCAAGAACAGGCGACAAAUUAUCAACAGAGUACAUAUGAAACCCAUUCUUCUGUUGGGUACCAGUCGGCGACGACGGGCGCUUCGUGGACGCAGACUGACGUGGUCAAUGAGGUUCACCAGUACCAAUACCAGCAAACGUCCUCGUACCAUACGGUCCAGACGGGAACGACAAUCGGUGGCCAACAAUCAGCAUACGAGCCAUCCACUUACCAGCCGUACGCACCCGCUGCUCCAGCCCAAAUCCCCGCAACAAUCCAGGUGUCAACGGCGGAUAGAUAUGCACCACCCUCUGUAGCCCCCGCAACGAACCAGCCGACGUCGUACUACCCGAAUGAUUAUUCGCAACCUGCUCCGAACUCUUAUUCGCCUUAUGCACCGACCAAUUAUGCGACAGCUCCUGCCCCUGCGAACGCUGUAGCCCAGGUCACAGCACCCCCGCCCCCAGCUCCAAAGGUCCCGGUAAGCAGGCCAAAGGUUGUAAAUGCUUACGAUCCACCGUUCCCAACGACGACCCGCAAACCCACUCGUCAAGCAUCGAAUAGCUAUGGAGCAUAUGGAGCGUAUCAGCCAGUGCAACCCAUGCCUCCGCCAUCUCCCUUCUAUGCAAACAAUCAGUUCGCCGCGCACCAAGGUCACCCUUUACCGCCGCCAGCAUCGAAUUACACCCAGUAUGGGGAGCCGCCAACGGCCAGGGCGGCACCACCACCACCUCCCCCGGCCAAAAGCCCACCCUCUGGCUAUGGACAUGCGCCUCCGCCUGCAGUUGCCCGGAUGCAGACUCCUGACUAUGUACUACCACCCAGAGCUGCUCCUCGCACCCAAACCCCCGAUUAUGGGCCUCCCAGGGCAGCUCCCCGUACGCAAACGCCAGACUACAGCCCUCCCAGAGCUGCCCCUCGCAUACAAACGCCCUCCGAAGGCCCUCCUAGAGCUAUCCCUCGUACACAAACGCCUGACCACGGCCCCCCGAAGGCUGCUCCUCGUACACAAACACCUGAUUAUGCCCCUCCGAAGGCUGCUCAAGCAACGCACAGUAGGACAAGUUCUCACGGGCGGCACAAUUCCGUAUCUGCAACAAACCCGCUGCAUACUUCCACCUACAUUGAGGAGGUUACUACUUCAUCCUACCCGCCGCAGCCCUAUGGAGUUCCAACUUCCUUUGAAGCAAGCGAAUCAGGCGGUAUUGAAGACGGUGCACAGUUCUCAGAAAAUCAAUCCGGUUCAGCGGCAGAUGCAUCUAUCGCGGCGCCAGGAGAAACCGAUGAAAUCACGUCUGAGUCGGCCAUGCCUCCCCCGCCUCCCAUGAAAAAGGAAACGGAUGCAGACGGCCUGGUAAACGGGAAGAAGCCCGUACCCGAUUUUUACGUCCCGACUACUUGGCCUAGGGAUGAAGAUGGAUCCUUGUCGACGGAGAUUCCUCGCGUAGAAUCCCCGGUCGCUUCGCCGGAUAUCCAUCACAUCAAUCAAGUACCUUCCUCUCCUCCAGCAUCGCACACGUCUUCUCCCUACGCCCCUCCACCUCAGUCCUACGCUCCUAAGCAGACGACCCAGACGUAUGACCCUUAUGCUCCAUCCCGGUCCACGAGCUAUGCCCCAACGGCACCAGCGACUAAUGCAGAACCAACUCCCCAACCUUAUGCAGCGCAACACUAUGCAUCCCAGCUUGCGUCUCCGCCCGUGGUUUCAAACGCAUACGCGCCCUCCCCAUCGCUCAUUGGAGCGGAUGACCCCCUGGCAAGGGUAUCGGCUAGGGCCCCUGUUUUCAGUUUCGGUUUCGGAGGCCGCCUUGUCACUUGCUUCCAUGGAGCAGCAUCAUUAAACACAGGAUUCGAUGUCGCUCUGAGCACUAGGAACACCACGUCUGUCAAGAUACAGACCUUGAACAAGUUGCUUCCCAAAUCUGCUCUCAGCGAGUCUGAAGCAGACUAUCCUGGGCCAUUGUAUGCUGAUCCAGGAACUUCUUCUCUCAGUCUGCGUUCCACGGCAACUUCCCAGGCGAAGACGAAGAAAGCACGAAUCGUGCAGUAUCUCGAGACCCGAGCGUCCGAGAUCAACCAAGGGCUGGGUUACCUCAAUGCUGCAGAUCGCCGAACGGCAGAGGCAAAAUUGGUGCUCAUCAACCUCUUGAAGAUCAUGGUGGAGAACGAAGGCAAGCUCUCGGGAUCUCCCACCGUGGACAACGCCGUUCGGUCUGUGCUCGUGCCACGACUCGCCGAGUCCGCCACAGGGCAGGCAGCUGCCCCAGGAUUUACGACGCUAGCGGUAGACCCUCAAAACGAUGUGUCCGGAGGAAUCUAUUCUGGCGGCGCUGUCACCUCUAGCUUUGAGCAGCCAAUCUCUGUUACAACCUUGCAGCCCUCUGCACUUAACAAGAUCGAAGACUUGCUCAUGCGCGGUGAGCGGAAGCAGGCUUAUGUCUACGCGCUGGACCAGAAGCUCUGGGCUCAUGCAAUGGUCAUUGCCAGUAGCAUCGGUAAAGAGGCAUGGAAGGAGGUCGUCAACGAAUUCAUCCAAGUCGAGUUAGGUGCGCAUGACGAGGCCCCUGGCUCAGCCUCACUGCCAGGGUCCAACGACUCUGCCGGUCACUCUACUGGUCGGGAUAGUCUUCGUGUUGUCUACCGCAUGUUCUCCGGUCAGGGUGGAGACGCGGCUAUCCAAGAACUGGCGCCCAAACAGUCGCUCUCGCGCCCGACCAUGCACCUGCAACCCGGUGCUGGUUUGGCUCCACCACCUCAGCUGACCCCGAGGACUCCUGCAUUCCCACCUCCCACAUUCAAUAAUAUACCCCCGGAAUCGCUCAGUAAAUGGAAGGAAACAAUAGCGAUGAUGAUUGCGUCACCUCUGAGCCCGGACGCUUCGCAGACCUUGUCUGCCUUGGGCGAUCAACUGUUUUCCUGCGGAUGGAUCGAGGCUGCUCAUGCUUGCUAUUUACUUUCUCCUCUAGCAUCUCGCCUUGGUGGAAGCGGAACGCCUGGUACACGAAUUACAUUGCUUGGUUCCAAGCCCCCGCACCUCUUCCCUUCGUUCGCUAAGAAUCCCGAUCACCUCAUCUUUUCUGAGAUCCUCGAAUAUGCAAUGUCGCUGGUACCAGUUGCCAAAGGCCAAGAGCCAUUCAAUGGUCUCAAUCACCUACAACCGUAUCGUCUAUUGCAUGCCACAUGGCUUGCCGAACUUGGAUAUAUUCAAGAAGCUAACCGCUACUGCGACGCCAUCACCGCCUCCAUAGCCAAACCGUCACCCUACUUCACCCCGACAUUUGUUCACCAGCUUCGGAGCCUGGUAGAUCGCAUCUCAGGUGUGGCGCAUUCCGAAAAAUCCAACUCGUGGAUCGGCGGGAAGAUCAGCAAGCCCAGUCUCGAUUCCAUCGGUGGCUGGUUGGAGGGUCGAUUCACGAAGCUGGUUACCGGGGACGAAGAUGAAAAUUCCCCGAAGGAGGGUAGCGAAGCUGCACAGCAGAAGCCUUUCGACGGACCGUUCGCACAUUACAGUACGAUUUCGACCACGCCUUCGGCGCGUUCGUCUCCUCAGCCUCGACCUCCAGUGACGAACCCAUACGGUGUACCCCAGCGGACGUCGUCAGCGAUGGCAAUGUCGUCUCCGUAUCAGUCCUACGCGCCUGCUCCCAUUGAUCGGGCAUCCUCUGCGAUUGACUAUAUCAAGCACCAGAGGCUUGGGCGACAAUCCCCCGCACCUCCUGUUCCACCUUUGCCCGCCCAUUUGUCUCAGGGACUCGGACUCAACACCAACGCGGCACCUGCGAACAAUGCGCCCCACGGUUCAUCUCCGUUGGCCAGUCCGGCGAUGGAGACCCCGGUUCAACAGGCGCCCUCGUCCUCGUGGUGGGAUUAUACUUCAGGGGGAGGGAAUGCUACCACCCCUACGGCUACUUCUUUCAUGAAGGUGGACGAACCUGUGGCGGCGGAACCAUCCAGCGACGGGUUCAUCUCAUUGAUGGACUCGCAGAACUUUACCUAUGGAGCGACGUCGCCUGCUGCGCCUUCUCACACCACUCCUCGGUAUGAAGAGGAGGAAGACAUUGAGGAUCUUGGUUUCGGGAAUUCCAAGAAGAAGAAGGACAGCGAGGAGAGCGAGGAGGGUAGCGGUAAGGCUGAAGCGGCGAAACCCGAGCCUGCUAAAGCUGCACCUCCGCCUGCUGAGAAGAAGCAAGAGCAACAAGCUUCUGGAGGUGGUUGGUUAAGUCGAUGGUGGAAGGGUAGCAAGGAUGAGGGCAGUGGUGGCGGGCCCGUCAAGGCCAACCUUGGUGAAGAGAAUAGUUUCUAUUAUGACAAGGAACUCAAACGAUGGGUUAACAAAAAGGCUGGAGCAGAAGAGGCUAAACCAGCGCCUGUCCCUCCUCCCCCGCCAUCGCGUGCUCAAACGGCCUCUCCUUCGAAAACAGCGAUGCGGCCGUCACCCCUCGGAAACAGCACACCUCCACCGCCUCGGGCGUCUUCAGCAAUGGGCGGCAUGUUAUCCGAAGGUCCACCGCCAGCGCGUGUGCGGUCGAACCUGGUUCCAGUCGAAGCGGGAGGUGGCACACCACCACCUCCGCCGAUGGGUGGCAGUCGACCACCUUCUGCGGCUUCGAUGGGUGGACCGCCUGGAGGACCGCCUAGUGCACCGGGCUCUGGUCCUCCCAGCCGUCCUAGCUCUGGAGCAGCGAAGAAGAAGAAUUUGAGGAGUCGCUAUGUUGAUGUCUUCCAGCAAGAAAACGCGGCGGCUUAG
Coprinopsis cinerea okayama7#130 is the source of this 4887-nucleotide messenger RNA. RefSeq lists its product as hypothetical. The transcript is spliced from 7 exons. Lineage: Eukaryota; Fungi; Basidiomycota; Agaricomycetes; Agaricales; Psathyrellaceae. The coding region runs from base 1 to 4887 and encodes 1628 amino acids. Gene Ontology annotation, cellular component: ER to Golgi transport vesicle membrane; endoplasmic reticulum exit site. Gene Ontology annotation, biological process: Golgi organization; autophagy; COPII vesicle coat assembly. The record is from RefSeq and is a predicted model, not a curated record.